Miscanthus lutarioriparius is the source of this 1332-nucleotide messenger RNA. The record is from the annotation of a GenBank genome assembly. NCBI's taxonomy places the organism in Eukaryota, Viridiplantae, Streptophyta, Magnoliopsida, Poales, Poaceae.
AUGGACGUCGAGGGCGAGGUCCCCGCUGCCGCGGCGGCGGCGGUGAUGAAUGGCCUGGGCGGCGCGGAGGAGGCCUCUGCGGCGCCGGUCUCGGCCGAGCAGCUGGACGUGGAGGCGUACGCGGCGCAGUACUCGGGCCGGACCCGCCUCGCGCGCCUCCUCUUCAUCGCGGACCGGUGCGGUGUGGAGGCGAUGCAGCUCGAGGCGCUGCGGAUGGCGUACGACGAGAUCAAGCGCGGGGAGGACGUGCAGCUCCACCGCGACGUCGCCGCCAAGAUCGGCGGCCGCCUCGGCCCGCGCUUCGGCCUCGACCAGGCGUGGGUCGACACCGUCACCCGCCGCGCCGAUCAGCGCAAGGAGAAGCUCGAGAACGAGCUCAAUGGAUACAGGACUAACCUGAUCAAAGAGAGCAUCAGAAUGGGCUACAAUGACAUUGGUGAUUUCUUCUAUGUCCAUGGCCAACUUUCGGAUGCCUUCAAAAGCUACAUCAGGACUCGGGACUAUUGCACCACUUCCAAACAUAUAGUUCAGAUGUGCAUGAAUGUGAUUCUGGUUAGCAUUGAGCUGGGGCAAUAUGCACAUGUUUCAAACUAUGUCAGCAAAGCAGAGCAAACCCCAGACUCUCUGGAUCCUAUCAUUGUCGCAAAGCUGAAGGCAGCUGCAGGAUUAGCCAACUUGGAAACAAAGAAAUACAAACUUGCUGCUCGUAAGUUUGUUGAGACAGGAAUUGAACUAGGAAACAACUACUCUGAAGUCAUAGCUCCUCAAGAUGUGGCGGUCUACGGUGCACUUUGUGCACUUGCUUCUUUUGACCGUUCAGACCUGAAGAGCAAAGUCAUUGACAAUAUCAACUUCCGUAACUUUCUGGAGCUGGUGCCUGAAGUAAGGGAGCUGGUUAAUGAUUUUUAUGCAAGUCGCUAUGGAUCUUGCUUGGGCCAUCUUGAGAAGCUAAAGCCUAACCUGCUCCUGGAUAUCCAUUUGCACGAGCAUGUAGAGACUCUUUAUAUGGAUAUUCGCCACAAAGCGAUCAUACAGUACACACUUCCUUUUAUAUCUGUUGAUCUCAACACGAUGGCAACUGCCUUUAAGACUUCUGUCACCAUGCUGGAGAAGGAGCUGGCCGCAUUGAUUACUGAGAACAAAAUACAGGCCCGGAUAGACUCCCACAACAAGAUCCUCUACGCUAGGCAUGCUGACCAGAGAAAUGCCACUUUCCAACGUGUCCUUCAAACGGGCAAUGACUUUGAGAGAGAUGUCAAGUCCAUGCUUCUGCGGGCCAACCUCCUCAAGCAUGAUUACAUUCAGAAGACGAGUGGAUCAAGGAAGAUGUAA